AUGACACGACCAAGCGAGAACCUAUCCCGACCUAAUGGGCACCACAAACAUGACUAUGAAGUGAUCACACAAGAAGGAGGCACAUUUAUGGCCAGAUCAGCAGAUAAUCCACAUCUGUUGCGGAUUUGGGAAUAUGUACAGGGACGGAUAUGGGUCAAUGAUAAUAUGAACCCUUUUACCCAGCAUGGAAUCAGGCGGGACCACGAAGAUGAAAUUGAGUCAAAAGGGCAAUUAUAUGAAGAGAUCAGGGAAAACCUUCGACGCGAUGUAGAGGCUGGUGCGAAACAGGUCAGAGAGUUUCGAAGCCCUAGCAAAGUGGAAAGUUCUCGAGCUCCCAAAGCGCAAUUACGCCGGGCAGGCCGUACAUGCGUCCGUGCGAAGUUCGAAAUUCCUCUUCAGCCCAAGGUCGUUGACGACAGCCCUCCGCCACGAUACAAUCGAUACAACAAGCCUGAGCUUAAGAUGUCGUCCUGA
Messenger RNA from Exophiala oligosperma, 474 nucleotides. RefSeq lists its product as uncharacterized. NCBI's taxonomy places the organism in Eukaryota, Fungi, Ascomycota, Eurotiomycetes, Chaetothyriales, Herpotrichiellaceae. The transcript has 2 exons. The coding region runs from base 1 to 474 and encodes 157 amino acids. The record is from RefSeq and is a predicted model, not a curated record.